Messenger RNA from Verticillium nonalfalfae, 1899 nucleotides. RefSeq lists its product as uncharacterized. Lineage: Eukaryota; Fungi; Ascomycota; Sordariomycetes; Glomerellales; Plectosphaerellaceae. Bases 1 to 1899 code for a protein of 632 amino acids. The record is from RefSeq and is a predicted model, not a curated record. The transcript has 5 exons.
AUGUCAACUUCUCACCUCAGCGACGCUUUCUCCCACGACAGCCAGGAAAAGUGUUCGCAGGACGACUAUCGACAUGUCGGCAAUGCCACCCUUCAUCGGUCAUCAAUGGAGGUGCCAUCGUUGGGCGGUGUGCAUGGUGUCCUCGGUGACUCUCUCGCUCACCUGAAAAUGCUCAUGUGUACGACCUGCCUCACGCGGUUGGAAACGCCUGAAGCGAGCUAUCAGGCCCUGGCACACUCGGUUCCACAAGAGUAUGGGUCGUCUAGGCCCUACGAGACAGAGAAGCAGCCGUCUGCUCUGCCUUCGGAGGAUCAGAGCUACCUGCCCAUGACCAUCGGUCCAGAUCCCCAGUCAAGCUUUACUGGGGAUGAUCGGGCUUUGGCCCCAAACUAUCACGACGUCCCACAACCCAAUCAAGUUGCCCCGCAGCCAGUGUCGCAAGACGUUAUGUUCUUCCCAACGACAUCGGCAGCCUCUGGCUACUUUGCCGCCCAUUCUGUCUUCGAAGUCACCCAUACUGCCAACUUGCCCGGCGGUUCCAUGUACAACCAAGAGCAACUGGCUGACGACCAAGCGCCCAUUUUACCUUACAGCGACGACACACCUACUGUCAACCUUCACAUACCCUUUACGCCUGUCGUUGACGCAACCUUCAACAUGGCGAGUUCAUACGCCCUCUCGGACUCAAACAUCAAACGAGAGCAUUUGGAUGCGCAGGGGACGAGUCGAAAUCUGGACGUCGUUUUCACAAACAGCAAACCUGCAGCCGCAAAGCGGGGCCCUUUCACCGAUCAGGUUAAGCGAGAACAGACAGCUGAAACUCGGCGUAUUGGGUCUUGUAUUCGCUGUAGAAUGCAGCGCAUACGCUGCAAAGCAAAUGAAAACGAUAGACAUGGAGCGUGCUUGACCUGCAGCACGAAACAAAACUCGAAGAUCUGGCGACUGCCCUGCCUUCGCGCGAAGCUGACUGACGUGAAGCUCUUCAAGCCCGGUCAGGUUCAUGGCUACGAAUGGACACAACGCUGGAAGGACAGCAUCGUGGACAACAUAGCCAAUUGGGACUCACCAGACGAGAGGAAAAUUCAAAUCUCUGAGGGACUGUCGAACAGUCCGGUUGAACUGCGUGUCAAACGAUUCAUUCCCCAACAAGGCGACAAAUUGGAUCGUUCUUGGUGCGCUAAGGAUGGUAUGAAACACUCCGUUACCAUUCCUCCGUAUGCCAUUGUCGAUUUGGAUGAAGCUCAACGAGCAUACACAAUGUACAUCAAGAACUGCAUCCGCAACUCCUUUGUGCUUGUUCUCGACCGAGUGCUCGGAGCCGAAAGAAAUCUUCUAUGGGGCACUUAUUAUCUAGCGUGGAAACUAAGUGACAGCCAGCACUUGGAUAAGGAUGAGACUGGUCUGCUCAAGAAAGUACUCGAGCUGUGGAUGGCCGUUCGUUUGACAACAACAUCAACUGUCAUUGUCGGCAAUGACACCCUGGGGAUGCCCGCGAAGAUAUUGAAUGAAACGAGCCCUCAACACGGAGAGAUACCUCUCCCACCGGUCAUGGGCGCGCAAAUCGACCUUGUCCUAAUCACACACAUCCAAGCCAAGCUGCGGCGUGAGAUGCUGGACAUGCUCCAGAAGAUGACGCAAGCUAACAAACAGAAGACUUGGCUCACUACCUACCUCGUCACGUUCAUUCUCUUGCACAACACAGCCAUGAUUACGGAUCACGAUGCCAGAUAUGCACGAAAGCAUGGAAUGAAGAGACGCUAUGCGAGGGAGGAGGAGGUGAAGCAAUACCAACAAGAGGGACAGUGGGAGGAGCUGCAGCGGAAGAAAGCUUUUGAAGAUAGCUACUUCUGGGUCAGCCAACUGUACGAGCACAACUGGCAGCCGGGUGUGGAGCUAUAA